UACCAUACCUGGCAAAACGCUCUUCGUGGUAAAAGAGAAAAAAUUUUGCUUUUGGACAAUGAAGACAAUUUACGCCUUAGCAUGCCUGUUAUUGGCUAUAACAGUUACCAGUGCGGCCAAAUUGGAUAUAACUUCGGAUGUAGCAUUGAAUUGUGAAGGUCCCUGCUGUGGCAUUUCCACUGGUUAUGCAGUUGAUUCGCAAGAUCCAGCUGUCUUUUACACAUGUCGUCAAAAUUCCGUCACCAACAGAUGGUCUUGCAAAGACAAUCAGGUAUUCAAUAUUGACACGAAGAAUUGUGAACCAUCGGGCAGAUCGGCAAGAGAUGUGGGAACUGAACCAUGUUCUGAUACAACAACGACACCACCAUGUACUACAACAGCAAGUACUACGACAAAGACAACAACACCGGUAACGACAACAACGACAAAAGCCACGACUACUACAACCACCACCACCACCACGACCACAACCACCACCACUAAAACGACUACUACUACAACCACCACCACUACAACAACAAAAUGUACUACAACAACAACAACAACCACCACCACUAAAACGACUACUACUACAACGACAACAACAACUACUACAACCACCACAACAAAAACCACAACGACAACAACCACCACAACCACCACUACAACAACAACUUGUACUACAAACACAACUACGACUACUACCACAACAACCACCACAACGACUACCACCACAACGACCACCACCACAACGACUACCACCACAACAACUACAACGACCACUACAACCACAACCACAACAACAACCACCACUACAACAACAUCUUGUACUACAACCACAACCACCACAACGACCACCACCACAACAACUACAACCACGACUACAACCACGACUACAACCACGACUACAACCACGACUACAACCACAACCACCACAACAACUACCAAAACGACAACAACAACCACAACAACGACAACUACCACUACGACUACAACUACCAGAACUACUACAACGACAACCCCUUGUACCACAACGACAACUACCACUACGACUACAACUACCAGAACUACUACAACGACAACCCCUUGUACCACAACGACAACUACUACUACAACCACAACGACAACUACCACUACAACCACAACUACUACAACAACAACUACCACCAAAACAACGACAACAACUACUACAACGACCACUAAAACAACUACCACGACAACCACAGCUUGUACAACGACUACUACCAAAACAACCACAACUACAACAAAAACAACUACCACCAAAACAACUACAACAACAACUACUACCAAACCAACCACAACUACAACAAAAACAACUACCACGACAACCACAGCUUGUACUACAACUACUACCAAAACAACUACUACUACAACAACAACUACUACCAAAACAACCACAACUACCACAAAAACAACUACUACCAAAACAACUACAACAACAACUACUACGAAACCAACCACAACUACAACAAAAACAACUACCACGACAACCACAGCUUGUACUACAACUACUACCAAAACAACUACUACUACAACAACAACUACUACCACAAAAACAACUACUACCAAAACAACUACAACAACAACUACUACCAAACCAACCACAACUACAACAAAAACAACUACCACGACAACCACAGCUUGUACUACAACUACUACCAAAACAACAACAACAACUACUACCAAAACAACUACAACUACUACCAAAACAACUACAACUACUACCAAAACAACAACAACAACCACUAGGACUACUACCUGCACUACAAUAGUUAUAACAACAACUCCCUGCACCACUACAACUGUAGCUCCAUGUGCUUCUUCGGAUACAAACUUUGCUGCUGCUGCAGAUGCCAAUCUCUUUGCUCCACCCCAAGCCGUUAAGGCCACCAUUGAUUUGUAUUUGCGUUCAGUGUGCCAAAACAAACCGAAUAACUUUAAAUUCGCCUCUAUGAAGAGUUGUAGCGAAUAUUACGUUUGUAGCAAUGGAGCUGCCAUUGUUGCUAGCUGCAGUCCAAACUAUUUCAACUCUUUGACUGGUAUGUGUGAUUUGCCAGAAAAUACCGAUUGUGUCCCAUCUCAAUUGUUUAACAAUCGCAUCUAGAAAGUGUCAAUUCUGCUUUCUGUAGAGGAAAAGAAAAAAU
Molecule: messenger RNA, 2144 nt
Organism: Stomoxys calcitrans (stable fly)
Lineage: Eukaryota; Metazoa; Arthropoda; Insecta; Diptera; Muscidae
Product: mucin-2
Exons: 2
Coding region: 59-2104 (681 amino acids)
Cellular component (GO): extracellular region
Molecular function (GO): chitin binding
Source: RefSeq, a predicted model, not a curated record